Messenger RNA from Truncatella angustata, 2265 nucleotides. Its product is annotated as Six-hairpin glycosidase-like protein. The record is from RefSeq and is a predicted model, not a curated record. The coding region runs from base 1 to 2265 and encodes 754 amino acids. Gene Ontology annotation, biological process: carbohydrate metabolic process. NCBI's taxonomy places the organism in Eukaryota, Fungi, Ascomycota, Sordariomycetes, Amphisphaeriales, Sporocadaceae. The transcript has 2 exons.
AUGGCAGCGCGCGAGUCCACCAGCAGCCCAGACUUUAUCACGAGUACAAACGAAACCACUACAUUAGUCGCUACGGCUGCCUCUCCGGCCAUCGUGAUUCUGGAUUAUGGCCACAACGUAGAGGGGAUCCCGGCUUUCGAGGUCUUGAACACCGACGGCGACACCUCAGUCUUGGAGAUCACGUAUGCUGAAGCAGGCGCUGCUCUGAAUUUAUACAUGAAGCUAAAUAUCUCUUCUGCCGGCACGCUAUCGUUGAGUAAUAUUGGCGUUUGGCCAACCAUCUACACAACUGCAUUGACUGAAUUGCCAGGUUCGUUUGUGAGUUCUGAUCAAGGCAUCAACCAUAUCUGGAACACGGGGGCACGGACGAUUCAGAUGACUGAGAUCCCGGCUAAGUCAGUACCCGACUUCUGGCAAGUCACAUCCGAGGGCGCGCUCGUUGACAGUCUGGCGCCACAAAUUCUUGGGUUCGCCGCAGCCGCCCAGCUGCUGACCUACGAUGUCCAGUUCAGCGUGAAACCUGCGGUUGGAGGGUUCGGGUUUACCGUACUGUCGGAUACACUCAACUCGGGUGUCUACUUCUCGUGUAAUGUCGUCAGUCGAAAGAUCACAGCGCACGCGGGAUCAACAGCUCAGGAUACACUACUGCAGUCUUUCGAUUUGCCAGAGAACCUGACCAUCGCCCUUGGCUCCUGGAGCACCGUGUUCGCUACAGUGGCAAUCACCGAUAUCAGUGUUUCAAUCGAUGGUAUUCAGAUAGUUCAGAUGUCGCAGACAUCUAGGUUCUACGGCUCUUUUGGGCUAGGGGCAUCCAUGGGCCACCGGGCGGUCUUCAAGGAUCUAUCGGCCACUUCUGCAGGGCAAGAAGUCUACUCCCAUGCCUUGACGGAUACAACAUUCCUGUCAGAUUUUUUCAUGGGUACGAACCCGGCAAAUAUCAUCGUGGACGGCUCGCGACGAGACCGCAUCGCCUACACCGGAGAUCUUGACGUCGCCGGCGGCAGUUCUUUAGUCAGCACGCAUGGCGUGGACUUCAUUCUCGGAGCACUCAACCUCCUUGGAUCAUACCAGACCACGUCUGGGUUUUUCAUUCCCACUGCCAAGAUCCAGCAGGAACCGUUGAGCCAGGAUCUCGAUGUUAACGUCACCGGAUUAAUUGGUUACUCGUUCAACUUCGUGACCGCGGUAACCUCGAUUUACAUGCAUACGGGUGAUACUGCCUUUGCGCAAAAGUGGGCGCCCAAGCUGCAAAAAAUGCUAGACUGGGCCGAUUCCCAAACCCUUGAUAACGGGCUGUUCAAUGUUUCGCAAUCUUCCUUCGCUGGCGAUUGGAACUACUAUGAUCCUGCCCAAUCCGGUAUCUCGACCAAGUUUAACGUCUUAUAUGCGUAUUCUCUACAAGAAUCUAUGAUACUCCUGGAAGAUGCCGGCAUAGAAAUAUCCGUAUAUCAAAAGCGGCUCGACUCCCUUCGCCAUGCAAUCGACAGUCAACUAUGGAGCGAUGACCUGCAGGCUUAUUAUCUAUCUGAGGAAUUUACCAACGGUUUCGGACAAGAUUCCAACGCAAUCGCUAUCCUAGCUGGCGUUAACAAAGACCCAUCACAUUCGUCUAAGAUCAUUCUAUCUACACUCUCGACUGAGCUAGGAAGACCUGCCGGACCUAUGGCGUUCUCGAGCGGCCUUAUCGCUUCGGGGUUUCAGCCGUACAUCAGCCCUUACGCUUCAGCAUACCACCUCCGCGCUGCACUGGCGUCGAGCAACGGGGACGUCGCCGUAGGGCUUCUGCACGAUCUGUGGGGUUCCAUGGCAGAUACAGACAACGCCAACUACACUGGCACCUUCUGGGAAACACUGACAGAGGAGGGAAGGCCAGCUCUGGGGCUGUCUACCAGCCUGUGCCAUGGUUGGUCAGCGGGGCCAACGGCAGAGCUUACAAAGUAUGUGCUCGGCGCCAUGCCCACGCGCCCCGGCUGGUCUGAGUUCAGUAUUUCUCCCAUUACUAUUGGGCUCAAAUCCGCCAAGGGACGUAUCCCUCUCAUUAAUGGGCAGAUCAACGUGGAGUGGAAUUUUAGCUGCGAUGGCCUCCUGACCAUGGUUGUUGAUGCACCAGUCGGGAUUAAUGGGAUAAUAAACCUGCCGACACCACUGCGCACAUCAGUGGAUGAUUCUUUUUUCACAGUCAACGGUGAGACUGCCAAUGUAACUACCUUCGAGGUUGUCGGAGGAACGACGUUCGCUUUAGAACAGACACAUAAAGUAUCAUAA